Vespa crabro (European hornet) is the source of this 4189-nucleotide messenger RNA. Its product is annotated as protein regulator of cytokinesis 1-like. The transcript has 8 exons. Gene Ontology annotation, biological process: mitotic spindle midzone assembly; microtubule cytoskeleton organization. Lineage: Eukaryota; Metazoa; Arthropoda; Insecta; Hymenoptera; Vespidae. Gene Ontology annotation, molecular function: microtubule binding. Bases 2054 to 3973 code for a protein of 639 amino acids. The record is from RefSeq and is a predicted model, not a curated record. Gene Ontology annotation, cellular component: spindle; mitotic spindle midzone; cytoplasm.
UAUAUAUAAUAAUAAUAAUAAUAAUAAUAAUAAUAAUAAGAAUAAUAAUAAUAAUAAUAAUAAUAAUAAGAAUAAUAAUAAUAAUAAUAAUAAUAAUAAUAAUAAUAAUAAUAAAUAAUAAUAAAUGAGUGUAUGUGCUACUAGACAGCUAUCACGACUGAAUUCAUUACCUCUCCUUCUUAGGACGCCGUAAAAGCGCUGACAUAUUCUAUUAUCCACUUUGACUAUCGAUAAGAUACGCCCUUCAACGCUAUGUAUUUUUAGCUGUGUAUACGUAAAUGUUUCCAAUAAUAACAUAAAGUUUUAUUAAUGUUACGGUAAACGAAUAGCGCGAUAGUGCAACCUAAAAAACUUACGACUCUGUUCAUUUUUCGAACUGUACCAAUAAAUGCACUAUAAAUAAACAUAAUUAUACCAAAGUGUAUUAUAAUUAUUCUUCUUUGACAUAUGUAUGUAUAUUAAUUGUUAUUUAUCAUAGAUCAAUGUCUCGUCGUCGAUGAAAUUGUUAGCCUCCCCCAAGUACAUGGCCGCGCGGACGAAUUUUUUAUUUUAUAUUAUAAAACUUUGAACGAGAUAAUUCUGAACUCAUUACUCAUUGCCGUGGUAAUAAAUGGAAAAGAAUGGAAAAUAGUAAUUAUUCUUUAAUAAUAUUCGAAGGAAAAUGCGCUCUAUAUACCGUAUAUAUUUGUAUCAUUAAAUACAGUAUAAUUGACAAGACAAGAAGAUUAGACUAGAUUUAAUUUUUUCAUUAUGACCUACCUAUAUACCGAUUAGAGUUUUAUCCCAUUUAGAGAUAUUUAGUUUUGACGUAAUGCACAUCAUACGGUCGAGUGCAUGAAAAUGUACGAGACGUAAUCAGAACUUUAACGCAAUUCUAAUGAAAAUUUAUAGAAAUAUAAAAAUGCGAAACAAAUGUUACACUACAUUUAUUUAUAUAUUGAUUAUUAUAUAUUGAUCACAGCGGCUUGCCGCUCAAACAUUCCAAAUUGACAAUUAUACUCGAAUGUCAGAUCAAAAUUAUUUCAACGCAUUUCAACGUUUCCUCAAUGGCUACUUUUAUCGAUGAACAAAUACACCGUCAUUCGAAUAUUAAUCAUUAAUACAUUACAUUGGUACACGUAAUAAUAUGAUCGUUUGACAAAUUUUCAUGCAAUAAGGACGUGCUUACAUUACAUUGAGCUGCAACCUGAAAGUUGUUUCCAUCUAACGAGAAUUUAAAUUAAAAUUGAUUAAAUAUUCGUGGGAAGAUAAAAAGUUUUACAAUUAUAUAGAUAAGAGACGAUGGAGUUUCCAUCUUGCAGACAUGUGAAUGGACAAGCCAUUAUGUAGGAAGAAAGUUUGCAAUAAUUGAGAUAUAUUUAUUUAACUUUGUUAGGUAUGCAAUAGAUUUAAUUGGAAGAAAAGUCAAAGAAAGAAUGAAUGGAUUUUUUUUGUUUCCGGCGUCUUUGUUCUCUCUCUCUCUCUCUCUCUCUCUGGUUCCUCUUGGUUUCCCACGUGUGUGCUUAGGUGGCGGUAUUAGUUAUGUGUCUUGCCGUAGGAGGCAUAACAGUCGCCAGAGACAGAGUACAAAUUUCGCCAUCUAACCGUCAACAGGCCAAACUGCGUUAUGCAAAAAUUGAAUUUCUUUAAUAUCCUUGGCGCCAUCUAACGACUAUCUAUAUCGAGAGGUACUGUUCUCUUCGUGUUUAACUCGACAAACUCCACUGCUGUCAUAUGUUCCUGCUAAUAAAUCGGAAUUUUUGCGACAAUAUGGUGGCCGAUUGGUUAACCAUAUACUGUGGAGAGCAUCGUUGGUUAGGUGUAUCGCAAGUCGAUCGAUGAUUGGUGGAUUUUUUGGUGUGAGAAAGUGCCAUUGGCCGAAAGCGUAUAGAAAGAGACCCCGAGAGUUGAGUCCUUGGAUUGGAAAGAAAUUCAGUUAUAAGGUUACCGCCCUGAAGAUAGGUGUCGUCCAAUCUGCUGGCUUUGUUACUUUUAAUUCAAAUGAAAAACGGUCAGCGUUUUUGUUGAAUUCUAUAGAUUUCGUGGAAUCUCUUGUUUUAGGUAAGGUGUAGCGAUGGAGGAUUCAGAGGAAUGGGAAUUGAUAUUGCAAGAUACAACUGCGAUGGUACGUGAUAAUUUCACAAAGUUGCGCUCUAUAUGGACCGAAAUAGGAUACGAUAAAGAAACCCAAUCGGCUUAUACCAUUGCAGCGCGUGAUCAUAUACAGGAGUUAUUUAAUGAUAUGGUAUCAGAGUUGAAGUAUAAGAAGACAUUGCUGUUGGAAGAGUCGAAGCAGUUGAUGCAAAAUACAACUAUUCUGUCGAAGGAAUUGAAAGAAACGAUCGAUGCGAGCGGAUACGAGAUGCUACCUUUGUUCUAUUUACACCAGGUACUGCGACAGGAUAUGGAAAAGUUGUUGCGCAUUAAAGAACAACGUGAAACGUAUUUAAACGAAUUAUUGCUCAAGGAAGAUGAAAUUUGCAAACGUCUUGGCGUACACCCAAUAGGAAUCGAAUCUAAACCUUUAACCGAAGAGGAAUUGGAUAACUUUAAGUUACAUAUCGAUAAACAGGAAGCGGAAAAGGAUCGCGUAGAGGGUGAAUUUAAAAAUGCACAAAAUUUCAUUGUCAAAACGAUGGAUGAUCUGGGAAUUAAUCCGUCCUCUUAUUUCGAAGAAAUGGUGUGUAAUAAGCCCGAUAACUUUAUCCUUACCCCUGGGAACAUGGGAUUGUUGAAGGACCUUCAAGAACGAUUGGAGGAAGAAUUAAGUAGGGCGAAGAAGGAAUUCGAGGAUAUAACGGAAGAGCUAAUAGCUUUAUGGGAAUAUCUCGAUGUACCUAACGAUUUUCGCAAAGGAUUUUUUAACAAUCAUCCGGGAUACAGGCAAGCUACUAUGAAAGCGAUUAAUGGAGAAAUUACGCGUUGUAAGGAAAAGGCACGUAUCGCCAAGUGUGUCAAUAAAGUUAGAGCCGAAUUGGUUAACCUGUGGGACAUGUGCAAGUAUGGUGAAGCCCAGCGAAAAAAAUUCACCGCCUUUUAUUCUCGUACCUACACAGAGGAUUUAUUGACCCUGCACGAGCUCGAGAGCGAAAAAAUUGGAAAGUAUUAUGAAACGAACAAAAUGAUUUUUGAUCUCUUGGAGGAGAGAGAGAAGCUUUGGACGAAAAUGAAAGUAUUGGAACAUCCCUCUAAUAAUCCGGAUCGAUUGAAUAAUCGAGGAGGCCAAUUGCUUGCGGAAGAGAAAGAACGGAAAGUGAUACAAAGAAAGUUGCCCAAGAUCGAGGCCCAGUUACAUAACUUGGUAGAAGAAUAUGAGACGAGGCACGGGGAAUCGUUUUACGUUAACGGCCUCUCCUUGGAAGAAUUCUUGGCGGAAUCUUGGGCAAAUCGUGAUAUCGAAAGGGAAACCAAGAAGAAUGCUAGAAAAGUGGCGAAGGACAACAAGUGCGCGAUGAAGGCAAGCGCAACGAAACGUACCCCAACUGCUACCUCGACCAUUCAAACUCCCUUGUGUACGUCGACAAAGAGAAAAUUAGCUUACGGCUCGACCCCUAACAGUUCGGCCAAGCGACGGAACGUUGCCACCGGUAAAGUGCGUAGCGCAACCUAUGCUUCGAAAAUUAGAAGAAGCGGGAAGAUUGCCAGGCGAAUAUUGUCGGAGAAUAAGAAACGUAGAAGCAAUCAAAGAAAAUCCAUCUCAUUGUCCCCGAAUAUACGUACCGUUGACAUGACCUAUGGACAAUUCCAAGAACAUCUCAAGGAAAGAGAAGAAUUGCGUAGCUCCUUGUUGCCGCCCGAUCAAUCCGCGUACAUUUCAAAAACGCCUAAUCGUAUCCACGUCAAACCAUCAAGGAAGAAUUUAUAUAACGUAAACGCGACGUCCAAUACGACGUCGAAAUCAUUGUUGUCUACUCGAAAUUCACCGCGUAGCCCUAGAAUGGAUAAUACUCCGAAACUCGCAACUGCACCGAACGUAUUACCUAUUAUAUUUUGAUAAAUUCUUUCCUUAAUAUUUACAUAUUUUCUAUUUAAUGUAAUUCUUUAGUGUUUUACGUUAGCGAGGGCUGCUCUUUCAACUCUGGGACCCACGUAAAUAUAUAUAUAUACAUAUACAUAUAUAUAUAUAUAUAUCUAUAUAUAUAUUAUUUCCAAUUUAUAGAAGAAGAUUUUUAAAGUUUAGGGCUUGUAUGUUGGGCGGGGGAGGGGUGGG